Rhea pennata is the source of this 562-nucleotide messenger RNA. RefSeq names its product coiled-coil-helix-coiled-coil-helix domain containing 7 (gene CHCHD7). NCBI's taxonomy places the organism in Eukaryota, Metazoa, Chordata, Aves, Rheiformes, Rheidae. The record is from RefSeq and is a predicted model, not a curated record. Gene Ontology annotation, cellular component: mitochondrion. Gene Ontology annotation, biological process: mitochondrial respiratory chain complex assembly. The transcript has 4 exons. The coding region runs from base 180 to 434 and encodes 84 amino acids.
UGGGCGGCGGCGGCGCUGGGCCGGGGGGAGCCGCGAGGCCGGGAGCGGGGUAGGCUGCGCCCGUACUUAAGCGCGCUGCCCGAGCCGCUGACGUCUUUCGAAUUGGAGACGGGGCUGCCCCCUCCCGCCGCUGCGCCCGCGGACGCGGCCGGGCACCGAGGUGUGAGUGUCCAUCUAGAAUGUCCAGACAUGUGCAACAACUUAGAGACCAUGAUAUAAACCCAUGUGUAGCGGAAACAGAUGCCUCUAGAAAAUGUAUGGAUGAAAACAACUAUGACAAGAAUAUGUGUACUGAUUAUUUUUUGAAGUACAAAAGCUGCAGAAAAUUCUGGCAUGAUAUUAAGAUGGAAAGGAGAAGAAAUGGUGUGAAACCGGAGAUGCCCUCGGCAGAAGAGAGAAAGAAAAUAUUGGAAUCAAUAGGGAAGCCCUACUGACUACAGACUUGCAUUGUUUUACUUUUUCUCACUGUACAUAUGAAGACUUGUCAGCAGCAAGCUACUUAGACUGGCAACUUGACAGUUGUAUAUGGAAUUAAAAUAAGCUCUUGAAUUUUGAAAUAGAA